UCGUCUCAGAAGUAACGGAUAAACAUGGCCGACAGCAUUUCACAGAACACCCGUGGUGUGCGGCAAAACGACAUAUCGUUCCUUAGCAUUGACAUGUUUGUUUCAACUCAAAUUAAUAAUAUAUAAGUUUUUAAAACGAAAUCACUUCAAAAACCUGUCACUAUGGGCAGUUCCACCCAAAGCUCCGGAAAAAUAACACCAUUCCAACAGAUGAUAUCUUCAGGGUCCGGAGCUUUGAUAACCAGUCUCUUUGUGACUCCUCUUGAUGUAGUAAAAACAAGACUGCAAGCUCAGCUCAAGCCUAUCCCAAAAUCUCCAUGUUACCUGUUCUGUAAUGGUCUCAUGGAUCAUCUGUGUUUAUGUGCCAAUCUUGGAUCCCCUUUCCGUCCAUUUCCUCAUGCUCCUCAUCCUCCUUUUGAUUCAACAUUGGAUGCUUUGAUGAAAAUUCCUCGCUAUGAAGGCAUCUCAGCAUUGUGGAGAGGCUUACCACCAACUCUAGUUAUGGCUGUUCCAAACACAAUGAUUUAUUUUACUCUUUAUGAUCAGCUUAAAGUGGUGUAUGGAUUUAAAGAGGGAGAGGAAAACUUUUGGUCACCAAUGUGUGCUGGAGUUACUGCUCGAACUGCCUCCAUCACAUGCAUAUCACCAAUAGAAAUGAUCAGAACCAAACUGCAAUCAAGAAAGGAAUUUAGUUAUAAAGAGCUUGUAAGUGUUAUUAAGAAUGCCAUUCAGCAAGGGGGAAUGUUAUCACUCUGGCAUGGAUUAGGACCUACACUGCUCAGGGAUGUACCAUUCUCAGCUGUUUAUUGGAUGGGCUAUGAAGUCCUAAAAUCAAAGUUUGCUGAGCCAGGAUUUAUUGCUAGUUUUUCAUCGGGAGUGCUGUCUGGAGCUAUGGCUGCAUUGAUAACAACGCCAUUUGAUGUGGUUAAAACACACAGACAGAUGGAACUUGGUGAACUUGUGUUUA
Pocillopora damicornis (cauliflower coral) is the source of this 967-nucleotide messenger RNA. Its product is annotated as mitochondrial glutathione transporter SLC25A40. The record is from RefSeq and is a predicted model, not a curated record. NCBI's taxonomy places the organism in Eukaryota, Metazoa, Cnidaria, Anthozoa, Scleractinia, Pocilloporidae. Gene Ontology annotation, biological process: mitochondrial transmembrane transport. Gene Ontology annotation, cellular component: mitochondrion.